This is a messenger RNA of Drosophila rhopaloa, 3161 nucleotides long. RefSeq names its product tetratricopeptide repeat protein 7B (gene Ttc7). Gene Ontology annotation, cellular component: plasma membrane. Gene Ontology annotation, molecular function: protein binding. The transcript is spliced from 9 exons. Lineage: Eukaryota; Metazoa; Arthropoda; Insecta; Diptera; Drosophilidae. The coding region runs from base 197 to 2785 and encodes 862 amino acids. Gene Ontology annotation, biological process: protein localization to plasma membrane; phosphatidylinositol phosphate biosynthetic process. The record is from RefSeq and is a predicted model, not a curated record.
UACAGCUGCCAUAUGUGACGAAGAGGAAGAGCGAAGAAAACACGAAAAACUCCAAUGUUUAUGAAAUAAUUCGAUUAGCGUUCAAGGAGAAUGCUGUAAGCGCAGAUAAGGAGCUAACGCGCCCACAAACAUAAACACACCGCACAGGAAUCACCGAUUUCGACGCGCCCAGGAAUCACAGCUGUCGGGUGGUCUCAUGGCCAACAGAAACAUGCGUAACACUAACACCACAAAAGUGGAGGCUCUGAUCGAGAGCUGCCGCAGCGAGGGCAAGUGGCAGCGGGUCAUUGAGCUGACGGAUGAACUGAAGACCGGAUCGCCCCACAAUGAGUGCCUGGCCAACUUCCUGGUGGGUGAGGCCCGGCUGGAGAAUUACCUGGAAGAACAUGCCCUCGCCGGCGCCGACUCCAACUUCGGGCGCGCUAAGUCAGGUUUGGCCGAGGCACGGCGCUUCCUCCACUUGGCCCUAGGCGAAAGCGGCCAAAAGGCGGGCAUUGCCUUGGACGCUUACCUGUUGCUCGCCAAGCUGUGCUUCGCCUGCGGCGAGUACGAGCAGAGCCUGGACAACUUCGUCAAGGCUGAGCUCAACACGCUGGCCGAGAAGGAGCUGACACUGCGCAGUUUAAAGAUCCUGGCCGAGUCUUAUGCCAUUAAGGGACUAUGUUUGGAGCAGCAGACCUCAAAGCCGUCAUCCAAGUUCAAGAAGGCCGAGAAGGACACGGAGAUGAUCAGCUGUUUUGAGCGCGCCACGGAUCUGGGACUGCUUUACCUGCAGGAGUAUGACAUCGUGAGUGGAAGCAGCAGCUCCUCCAACAACUCGACUGCUGGUUCCACGCUAAACGUAAACGCUGGUGUGCAGCCGUCAAGCAGCAGCUUCGCCAUUAGCAGUACCAUACCGGCGAGCGGUCCCAGCGGCCUUGAAGUGAACCGUCGGAUGGGUGCCAUUCUGGAGACGGCGCUACAGCGGGCGCCUAUAGUGCUUAUCAAGACGGAAAAGCUUCAGGAGGCCGUCGAGCGAUACCGCAUCAUGUUGAACGCCAUUGAGACGCGGGCGACCCAAUCGUUACGUCUCACUCUAGCCCGUCAGCUAGCCGAGGUGCUCCUGAGGGGAGUGUCCGGCACGAUUUACGCACCUCCCUUCACCGGAAAGUCUGGCGGUGGGACUCUACGCGGAGGUUCCUCGAAGAAGCUCUGGAAGCCGCGAAAGUACGCCGCCCGCCAGCAGUUCAACCCGCGAAACCAGCAGGAGGAGGUGAUUCUACUGCUGCUUAUCGCCGAGGCUCUAGCAGUGAGGGAUACUGUUCUAUCGCAAAGUCCCGAGUUCCGGCAGGCCCGUCAGCAUGCUAUGGGAAACGUGACGGCCGUCUAUGAUCUCCUAACUCUGGCUACUGUGCGCUGGGGUCUCGUCCAGCUGUUAAACGAGUCCUUCGAAAAGGCGCUAAAGUUCAGCUUCGGUGAACAGCAUGUAUGGCGGCAAUACGGACUGAGUCUAAUGGCUGCUGAGAAGCACACACAUGCAUUGAGAGUCCUGCAGGAAUCAAUGAAGCUCACGCCUGGCGAUCCGCUGCCUUGUUUGCUGGCCUCGCGCCUUUGCUACGAAAGUCUGGAAACGGUUAAGCAGGGUCUGGAUUACGCUCAACAAGCUCUUAAGCGCGAAGUGAAGGGUCUUCGGCCAUCGCGCAGUCAACUCUUUGUAGGCAUUGGUCACCAGCAGCUGGCCAUCCAGUCAAACCUAAAGAGCGAGCGGGAUGCAUGCCACAAGUUGGCUCUGGACGCACUGGAGCGGGCUGUUCAGCUAGACGGGAACGACCACCUGGCCGAGUACUACCUGUCGUUGCAGUAUGCUCUUUUGGGACAGCUGGCCGAGGCGUUGACCCACAUCCGUUUCGCGCUGGCUCUUCGCAUGGAGCACGCUCCCUGCCUACACCUUUUUGCGCUGCUGUUGACGGCGUCGCGACGUCCUCGAGAGGCUCUGGGAGUGGUAGAGGAUGCUCUACACGAGUUUCCCGACAAUCUACAGCUACUGCACGUUAAGGCACAUCUGCAGCUGCACCUGGAGGACGCGGAGACAGCACUGAGCACUGUGCAGCACAUGUUGGCCGUGUGGCGGGACGUAUACGAGGCUCAGCUGGCGGGGGAGGAGGAGAAACACUCGGAUACCAAGAGCGGCGUUCACUUGGCACAUUCCUCACAGAUGUCCGACAAGGAUUCGAAUUCGGUGUACGCUGCAUCCCUCGCUGCAGUUUCCCGCGUCGAACAGGCACUGAGUGAAGCGGCCAGCUCGCUUAGCUCGUUUACCCAGCGACCAGGACCCCGACGCCCCUGGAUGCUUCAAAUUGAGAUCUGGCUUUUGCUGGCUGAUGUCUAUCUAAGAAUCGAUCAACCCAACGAGGCUCUUAACUGCAUACACGAGGCUUCCCAGAUAUAUCCUCUUUCGCACCAAAUCAUGUUUAUGCGAGGUCAGGUGCAUGUCUAUUUGGAACAGUGGUUUGACGCCAAGCAAUGUUUCCUAAAUGCUGUGGCCGCCAAUCCCCAUCAUACGGAAGCUUUACGUGCCUUGGGGCAGGCUCAUUUGAUACUGGGAGAGCCCAGACUGGCUGAGAAGAUGCUGAAGGAUGCGGCUAAACUGGAUCCAAGCUGUCCCAAGAUUUGGUUUGCUUUGGGCAAGGUGAUGGAGACCCUGGGCGAUUUCCAUGCCUCGGCUGAUUGCUUCUCCACGUCGCUGCAGCUGGAGCCGUCGUGUCCGGUGCUACCUUUCACGUCAAUACCGCUGGUCUUUGAAUAGGAUCCUUUCUUUGACUCCCCUUUGGUUCGAUUGUAGCAGAUUCAACCUCAACUAACCUCAAAGUAAAGAGCAAUAUUACUUACUAUAUAUAUAUUCAUAUAUAUACUUACGACUUUGAAAGUUCACGUUCUAACUAAUAUCUUACCUUGGUUAUAAUUAAAUGAUGUGUCGCAGUAUUAGAACAUAAAGGGCUUAAAUAUUGUAUAUGCGUGCGUGUGCUUGUAAAUUAUUAGCUAGAAUUGUUCAACUUGAUGUGUAUAAAAUUAAUAAAAAACGUCCCGACCUAGAUCUUCAGACGAUGUAUGCGAUAAAAUAUUAAAUUAAAUUAAAAAGUAUAUCUUCUCACUCUCUAACACAUACACUUUUUCAGGUUGAA